This is a messenger RNA of Trypanosoma rangeli, 2079 nucleotides long. RefSeq lists its product as uncharacterized. Gene Ontology annotation, biological process: endosomal vesicle fusion; protein targeting to vacuole. Gene Ontology annotation, cellular component: HOPS complex; late endosome. The coding region runs from base 1 to 2079 and encodes 692 amino acids. The record is from RefSeq and is a predicted model, not a curated record. NCBI's taxonomy places the organism in Eukaryota, Euglenozoa, Kinetoplastea, Trypanosomatida, Trypanosomatidae. The transcript has a single exon.
AUGACAAAUUCCAUCACCACUGGUGUGGAUUUUUCGUUUCUCGAAGAGGAAUUGCGUCAACAACGCAUGGCGCGUGCCUUGGCGGCUUUACACUGCUCCCGGUGGGAGUACGGCGAGGCAAUUGACUGCUACUUGAACAAGGAGAAUAAUUUGGCAGAUCCGGGAUUGUCGAAGGGCAUCUUUUGUAUGCUUCGAGAGGAGUUAGUUCGGGGCCUUCGCUGCAGCGAUGGCGCGAUGGCGCAGCGCUUACGAGAUGCGGUGAUGCAUCGAAUCUCGCGUUUGGUAAACGUGGAUGCGACAUCGCUGGCGCAGUUUGUCCUGGAGCACCUUCAGGGAGAGCACGAGGAUGUGAUGAACAUCCUCCGCCGCUCCAGUGGGACCUUCCUCCGCUACCUUGACGAGUUGGUCGCGAAGGGAGAUCCGAUGGUAUCGAAUGAUGUAAAUCUGCAAAACACUUACAUUGAGUUGCUCUGCGCCCACGACCCGGCGCGCGUCUACCCGUACCUGCAUUCACACGACUCGCUUAUCACAUACGAUUUGCAUCUUGUGCUGGAAUCGGUGAAGCGGCACAAGAUCGCGGACGCUGCUGUGUUUCUGCUUGAAAAGACGCUCAUGAUUGACGAGGCGAUGGAAAUUCUUCUAGGCGCCGUCGCCGAAAAACUGCAUGCGCUGCGACAGGAGGUCUUAACCCAUGUUGUUUCCGUCUGUGGGAGGGGUGCCUAUUCCGCGUCCUUGCCGUUGCCAUCUUCUCAGAAACACGAUGUGUGGAGGACGGGAAGAGCGGCAGUGGUGGAGAGAAUACGAGGAGGGGAAGAUGAUGAAGGCGAGCAGCAGUACGUCCAUGGUUGGGCGGGUGAGGAGCCACUGCAGCAGGUGCUGAGAGUGGGUGUGGAAUUGUGUAGCAAGUACAAUGAGGACCGUGACUCGCAGUUGAAGAAGAACUGGUUUCGUCUUUUGGAUCUCUUUACGCGUCCGCGUCGUCUUUUGUGUGAUCGACAGAACCAGCACAACGCCGCGUUGCGGUUGACCUCGGGCACGGUGGAUGGAUUUGAAGACGAUGAACUCGGUGUGGCACUUACACCUGGAAGCGGCCUUUUCCCUCUUCUAUCCGGCCCCCUUUCGGCCUCGGGUGUGAUGUUUCUGGAGCAAAUGAUUGCCAUUUACACAAAGUAUGUUUCUUUUCUACUUACUCACAUGAUUAAGGUGAUGGACCUUUCCUCUGUCCUCUGCCGCAUCGUUGAGGACCACGAACGAGAGCGGUUUGGGCCGUUUAAGCCUGUCAUUGUGGAUAUCAUAUCCUCAUUGAGCUUUGAGUUGGAGGUCAAUCGUCUGUGCAAGACUUCUAUCGACAGUGACAUCAUGGCACUUGGAACGGAGCUUCACCGAAGCCUUAAUCGAGGGGUAGUAUCUCUCUCCGACACAUGCUACAUCUGCGAAGGUGGUCUUGCGGAGACAAGUGGUGAUGAGGGGGAAGCAUCGGUGCGACUAUUUACUUGUGGUCACGGCUACCACGAAACGUGCGCCAUGAACUUUGACAGCGGAGCGAAGUGUGCGCAGUGCUGCCGGGAACGAGGCGGGGAGAGUCAGCGCGUCGCCGUAAUAGUCCCACGUGACGGCGUAAGUGAGCGGACGUGGAAACGCAAGAAGACGGCGAAGGGGAGUCAGGACGACGUGGGCGGAGGUGGGGGGAACAGGGAGGCGGAGGACAAACGGAAGGAGGAGGAAGUUGCACGGGUCCUGCGGAGGUUGCGACACACGCGGGCGAAGCUGGAAGGGUCACGUGGCUACUCCGACCUCCUUUGCAGUUUUCUUUGCCCGAGCGGCCUCGCUGCGCCGCCGCGAGAGUUGUUGAAGGGGUCCGCAGAGAAGAAAUUGCUUGCACCUGCGCCGUCGUUUCCCAUUAGUCUCGGGGAAUUUUCUGCAGAGGUGCUGGACUUCGGCACCACCUUAACGGCCGGCCUGACGGACGAUGAGCUGCUCGAGAUAUUUGGAGCACAAGGAGAGGGCGAGGAGGAGGAAGAAGAGGGCGUGAUAUCGCUUGGGGACGAGGUGGAUUUUCACUUUGACGUCUCGCACUGA